Messenger RNA from Linum trigynum, 801 nucleotides. Lineage: Eukaryota; Viridiplantae; Streptophyta; Magnoliopsida; Malpighiales; Linaceae. The record is from the annotation of a GenBank genome assembly.
AUGUCUCUUGUGAAGGCUUUGCCUGAAGAUUUGAAGACAAAGCUAAGCAUGGAUGAGGACUUAGUUUCUAGUCCCAAGGAAGCACUGCUUCGAGCCUCUACUGAUAGAGUUGCUAUGAGAAACAAGAACCUCAGAAGCAGUGGUAUAUCACAUUCAUAUACAAAUCAAGGAGACAAAAGCUACUCCAGGCUCACUGCAAUCCCUCGCAGCAACCCAAGGUACGAGGACAGAAAUUCAGAGCCUCAAGCAAUGCUAGCAAAUCAGGGAGUGAUUACUCAGUUUUCAGAACAGAUGUCGUCUCUAAAUGACAGAAUGGAUGAUUUUACGUCCCAACUUGAAGAAUUGAACUCCAAGCUAACAGUGAUAAACAAUAAUAGUAAUAGUUCUCCAAGCCCACAGCAGUGCAUAGGUUUGCAAGGCGGUGACGUGAGCAAUGGCUCCGCUCCUACUUCUUACUUCGUGUCUGGGUUAAGUAAUGGUUCCCUAGCCGGAUCCAAAUUGUCCCAUUCACUGUCACUUUCCCAGCUAGCUAAGGAUUCACCACUUCUGGAAGAGAUUGUGCGAGGACAACGCCAAGCCAUGCACAAGUUAGAUAGUUUAAGCAGUCUCCUGCAUGAGCUGACAGCAAAGAGGUCAAGGCAAGCCAAGAAAAGAAAGAAACUCAUUAUGCCUGACAUUGAUGCCAUAGGAGUACCCGUGGUCUUAACCCUAGCAAUCGGUGGUUUGGGGCUGUUACUGUUUAGGAGCUUCAUACUCAGGGUUAGCAGAGAACACAAGAAUCAUAGUUCUCUGCCUUUUUAA